Messenger RNA from Laccaria bicolor S238N-H82, 573 nucleotides. RefSeq lists its product as uncharacterized. The coding region runs from base 1 to 573 and encodes 190 amino acids. The record is from RefSeq and is a predicted model, not a curated record. Lineage: Eukaryota; Fungi; Basidiomycota; Agaricomycetes; Agaricales; Hydnangiaceae. The transcript is spliced from 5 exons.
AUGCGGCAAGGACCUGUUUCCGACACCCCCAACACUUUCCUCUCCCUAACCGAACUUUCAUUCAGUGGAACACGCGUACGCGACUUCGACAUCAUCCACAUCCACCGCCUCCCCAAGCUUUCCGUUCUCUUUCUGAACAAUACAGGGAUAGGAAACGAGGCUGUAUACCUCCUCAUCCCACUCAAACACACCCUAACCCAACUAACGCUCGCCACCAACCCCGACAUCGACAAUACGAGCAUCGACAUGAACGGGUUGAGGACGUUGGCGAAGAGGGUCGAUGAGGAGGAGUGGAUUGUGGAUAUUGAGGUUCCGUGGGGGUGUGAGGAUUAUAUUGAUAAUAUACCGAAAGCGUACCUCCUGUACCCUUCGUCCCCGUUGAUAACGGACCCAGAGGCGUGCAGCGCCUUAUCGUGCGCUGCACUUCGGCGUAAUUUGUCUGCUCAUGCGGAGAGAAACCCGGCUAUUGUGGUGGGUGGGACGAAGGAUGAGAUGGUGUUGAGGUUGGAGGGGUUGUUGAGGACGAGGAAGCUGGAUUUGUUGGUUAGGAGGAUGAUUGGGAUUGAGGAUUGA